AAUUUGCAUACGUUAAAUGGUUCAGGUUCGAUUCCAGAUUCCAGAUUCACAAGAAUUGUUCAGGUUCGAUUCCAGAUUCACCAACCCACCAAACUUGCAGUUAGGAAAGUGGCAUAGUAGAAAAGCAGAGACCACCAACACCAAUGACCAAACAAAGGAUAAAGGCCCACGUGGCAUUCACUAUUGAAAUUGCCGAGAGGGGAAGGGUUUGGGUUGGGGUAGGUAGCGAGUAGUGACAACUUGACACUACGAUUUCACUCCGUGCAAUAAUAAAUUACACUUUUUGCCAUUGCCACCAACCAAUUAUUUUUUUCCUCUUUAACUUUGUGAACUCAACAAACAAACCAAUUCUCUAUUCUCAAUAGCAAUGGCUUCUUCUCUCUCCACCAAACCUUUCCUCACCGCUUCCAGAACCGAUUCUUUCUCCGCCUUCGGUUCUCAUAAUUCGGAUCUCCGUUCUCUCUCCUCCGUUUACCUCCGUCCUCGCUUCCCCAAGAAACUCCAGAUUCGGGCAGCUGGGAGUUCCUAUGGAAACCACUUUCGGGUUACAACAUAUGGAGAAUCUCAUGGAGGAGGUGUUGGCUGUGUCAUUGAUGGAUGUCCUCCUCGCAUCCCUCUUUCUGAAGCUGACAUGCAAGAGGAUCUUGACAGAAGGAGGCCAGGUCAGAGCCGAAUUACUACUCCCAGAAAGGAGACUGAUACAUGUAAAAUAUUUUCAGGAGUUUCAGAAGGACUCACUACAGGAACUCCAAUCCAUGUAUUUGUGCCCAAUACUGAUCAAAGAGGAAAUGACUAUAGCGAGAUGUCAUUAGCUUAUAGGCCUUCCCAUGCAGAUGCAACCUAUGACAUGAAGUAUGGUGUCAGAUCAGUUCAGGGUGGCGGUAGAUCUUCUGCUAGAGAAACCAUUGGAAGGGUUGCUUCUGGUGCUGUAGCUAAGAAAAUCCUUAAAAACUUUUCUGGAACUGAGAUUCUUGCCUAUGUCUCUCAAGUUCACAAGAUUAUUCUUCCUGAGGACUUAAUUGACAAUGACACACUGACACUUGAUCAGAUUGAGAGUAACAUCGUUCGAUGUCCAGACCCUGAAUAUGCAGAGAAGAUGAUAUCUGCUAUUGAUGCAGUCCGAGUGAAAGGUGAUUCUGUUGGUGGAGUUGUAACAUGCAUUGUAAGGAACUGUCCACGUGGUCUUGGUUCACCGGUAUUUGACAAACUUGAAGCUGAGCUGGCUAAAGCUGCUAUGUCAUUGCCUGCAACUAAAGGUUUUCAAUUUGGUAGUGGGUUUGCAGGUACCUUUUUGACUGGGAGUGAACACAAUGAUGAAUUUUAUCUAGAUCAAAAUGGAAAUAUGAGGACAAGAACAAACCGCUCUGGUGGGAUACAGGGAGGAAUUUCCAAUGGAGAAAUAAUUAAUAUGAGAGUAGCUUUCAAGCCGACAUCGACUAUUGCAAGGAAGCAACUUACAGUGACUCGCGAUAAGAAAGAAACAGAGCUCAUAGCCCGUGGUCGUCAUGAUCCUUGUGUGGUCCCCAGAGCUGUACCCAUGGUAGAGGCCAUGGUAGCUUUGGUGCUUGUGGACCAAUUGAUGGCACAGUAUGCACAGUGUAAUCUAUUUCCCGUGAACUUUGAUUUGCAAGAAUCCAUGUCAACCAAAUUAGAAACAGAAGAAGUGCACUUCUGAAAGAUGAAGAGGGUGCAUCAAUCAGUAAUAUGCCUCAGAUAAAAUCUUUAUUGAGGCUAGUGUUUAGGCAACAGGUACAUGAAAUGUUCAAAUUUCCUCAAGAGGAGCCAGCUCUUGGUCUGCAUGUUGUAUUCUAGCAGAUAUAUAUGUUGGUGGGUGCUAUCUAUUGUUUUGUAUUAGUAUAAAUGUUAAAACUAUUUUUUUUUUUUUUCUUUGUUUUUCUCGUGAACAUUGUUUCUAGAAUUCCAUGCUGCGAUAGCUCAGAUAGAUGUAUUUUUUAUAGUGAAUUGGUAUUUGUUGCAAGAAAUUUUGCAGUUUUUGAAAGUCUGAUUUCUUAUAA
Messenger RNA from Cicer arietinum (chickpea), 2015 nucleotides. RefSeq names its product chorismate synthase, chloroplastic. Gene Ontology annotation, molecular function: FMN binding; chorismate synthase activity. The record is from RefSeq and is a predicted model, not a curated record. NCBI's taxonomy places the organism in Eukaryota, Viridiplantae, Streptophyta, Magnoliopsida, Fabales, Fabaceae. Gene Ontology annotation, cellular component: cytosol. Gene Ontology annotation, biological process: aromatic amino acid biosynthetic process; chorismate biosynthetic process.